Hibiscus syriacus is the source of this 1805-nucleotide messenger RNA. RefSeq names its product F-box protein SKIP2-like. Gene Ontology annotation, molecular function: protein binding. Gene Ontology annotation, cellular component: SCF ubiquitin ligase complex. The record is from RefSeq and is a predicted model, not a curated record. Gene Ontology annotation, biological process: SCF-dependent proteasomal ubiquitin-dependent protein catabolic process. The transcript has a single exon. The coding region runs from base 172 to 1683 and encodes 503 amino acids. Lineage: Eukaryota; Viridiplantae; Streptophyta; Magnoliopsida; Malvales; Malvaceae.
UCCAAAUACGACCAUAUAUAGCUGCCGCCGUUGAAUUAGCCGGCCUGUUCUGUUUAAUACUUUUGUUUCUGCUCUUUUGUAUCUUUAAUGAAUAAGCCGACCGAAUGCACUUCUUCUUCUUCUUCCCCGUUUGCCUUUUCAUGGUUAAUGUGGUGCAAAUAUUUGUAAAUAAUGGGCCAAGGCUAUUCUUCCUCUUGGCCUGGACAGGGUCGUAGUGGAGACCUCAGCCUGGAAUUGCCCGACGAUUGCUUGGCGUUGAUAUUCGGAAACCUCGGGUGUCAUGACCGGAACAACUGCUCACUCGUAUGCAAGCGUUGGAAACAUGUGGAUUCCAAGUCAAGGCAACGGCUCAUUUUGGUUGCUCGCUCGGAGAUUUCUCUUUGGUUCCCUUCGCUUUUCACUCGGUUCAGCUCGGUCUCGGUCCUCUCCCUCAAAUGCUCCCGUAAGCUUGUUAGCGUAGACAAUGAUGCCUUGGCUCGCAUUCCGACCCUGCUGCCUUCUUUAAAGAAGCUUAAGCUCAAGGGCUGUGUCGACAUUACCGACACUGGUCUCGUUACAUUCUCCCUGCACCAUCCACCUCUGCUCAGUAAACUCUCCUUCGCUUCUUGCGGGAUCGGUAGCAGAGGUGUUGUUUCUCUUCUCAUAAACUGCCCGUCUCUUAAAGACCUCACGCUAAAACGUCUCCGGAAGCUUGACGCGGAAGGCACUCCUUUGUCAUUCGAGCACCAAUCAUGCUUCGAAACUAAAUCGAACACCAACGAUUGCUAUAGUUAUGCUAAGCUUGAGAGGUUAUGCCUCAAGGAUCUUCACAAUGCUCGCCUUUUCAUUCCACUUCUCGGCUCGUCUGCUCAGACGCUUAAGACCCUGAUCGUGUGUCGGAGUUCGGGGAACUGGGAUUCGGUUCUGCAGAGCCUUCAGACUACUAGUACUAGCAUUGUGGAGAUACAAAUGGAUAAUGUGCAACUGGGGGAUCCAGGCCUUGUUGCAAUCUCCAGCUAUUGUCCUCGCCUUCAGGUACUCUACCUCAGCAGAGCUACCGAUUGCACCGACAACGGAUUGUCUGCCAUCUCCAACUCCUGUAGGCAGCUCCGGAAGCUACACAUCGAUUCGUGGAGCAGGUUCGGCGGCCGGGCCAUCAGCGAGGAAGGCUUCUUGUCAAUUGCAACAAAAUGCUCUUGCCUUCAAGAGGUAGUACUCAUGGGAGUGGCCAUCACUGUCAUCUCACUCAAUGCCCUUGCUACAAGCUGCCCUGUGCUCGAAAGAAUGGCACUUUGUAACACCGACUCGGUAGGGGACUUGGAGAUGCAAUUCAUCGGUUAUAAGUUCAAUGCGCUUAAGAAGCUGUGCAUUAAGAACUGCCCUAUCUCCGAUACCGGUAUCAAAGCCGUAGGCGAAGGGUGUGCGAGUCUAGUGAAGUUGAAGGUGAAGAGAUGCCGAGGGGUGACGAAGGAAAGCGUGUGGAAGCUAAGUAUGAGGAGGAGACGUUUGAUCGUAUCGGUCGAUAAUGGGUCGAUGUUGUUGGCCGACGAUGAAAUGGUGUUGGCUCCAAAGAGGGCUUCAACUUCAAGCUCAAGGACACAUGACGUGAACGUGAUUUGCGGCAGCAGAGGCGCUCUCUUGCUCAGGUCUCGGUUUGAGCAUGCUCUACGCUUUAACAACAAUAACAGAAGAAGACCCAAUUGAUGCACACAAUUCGCAUCUGUCCUUUCUUGUUUUUACAUCCUUUUCCUGCCAAAUUUGGAUUGAUUUUGAUUUGUUUUGUUCUUUCUAUAUGUUUUUGUCUUCUGGUCUAAGCAAUUCAUCCA